GUGUGGUCGGGACGCCUUCGGGGAUAGCUCGUUCCAUUAUUGUCUAUGUGUAUAGUGUUUAUAGUUCAAAUAUUUACAUGGUAUUAUUACGUCGAGGUUUUAAAUGUGUGGACUUGGUUCUGAAUUUCUCUUUGCGAGUUUUGUCCAGUGGAAAAAAAGGCAUCUAGAUACAUAAACUUGUUCGUUAUCAUUUUGAAAAUGAUGUUUUUGAACUGUUAAUAACAAUGGAUUAUCAAGACUUACUAACAGCAAAUGUACUUCACUGGAACUAUCGUGGUUUCACCGAAUUCCCAAUUAACAAAAUUGAUGGAGAAGAAUCUGAAGUUACCGAUAUAUACUUAAAAGACAAUCUUAUAACAAGGGUCCCUAAGGAAAUAUAUAAGCUCAAACACUUAGAGAGUCUGUAUUUAAGUGGAAACGAUAUCGUAGAAUUGCCUCGAGAGAUAUCGAUGUUGAAAUGUCUGAAAUGUCUCGAUUUGAGCGGGAAUCGAUUGCGAAGGUUGCCUGAUGAGAUUGGCGAGGUGAGGAGUUUGAGAUUUUUGAUAUUGGAUGAGAAUGAGCUGGUGGAACUGCCAUUACGACUGGCCGAAUUAAGAGGACUGCGGUAUCUCUCGGUUUGUGAUAAUAAACUGCACUGGCUUCCACAAAGGCCAGUCUACAACUACCAUUACUGCGAAUUUAGGUUUUGGAGAAAUAUCAACUUGAAAGUUAUACCUUACGCGCUGUGGUAUCAUAUGUUUAGGGAUCAAAUGACAAGAAGCUUAAAUAUUGGAUGCCUGAAAAUUCCGACAUAUCAAUGUGUAGCACAGAACUACCGCUGUCGCUUAAAACUAAGUCAAGAUUCAAGACAAUGGGAAUUAGAUAUUGAUGUCCCACAUGAACUGAAUAAUAUUCAAAGAAAUAAUUCACACCUAAUACCCAGCCUGUUCGAACUAUCUAAAAGACAACUUUACAAAACUAUUUCUGACACUGCAGAUAAAUUUACGAAAAUUCAUCAAGAUAAUUUAGAUACGAACUUAACUUAUAGAAUAAAUUAUUACAAUGAUAAUUACGUUGAUGAUUUAGAAAUAAACCUAGAAGGAUUUAGUUUAAUUAAUGAAGAUCCAGCAAAAUGCGAUGAGAAUGGAAACAAUUGUAAAAUAAACCAGCCAUUAAAGUACAGGAAUGAUGAUGGUGAGAGGAUGAAAAGGAAUAAAAAUGACUAUUAUGUGCCAACAGAUGUUGUUGAAAAAUAUUACAAUUUUCUCCCCGCGUUCAUAAAAUCCGAUCUAUGUAAUGGACCAAUAUCGAGAUGCGAGAAUGUUGCUUGUAAAAGGCCAAUAUUUGAUUAUGUUUAUUACGAAUUUUGUAUUGGAAAAAUAAUUCUGAUCGACAAUACCGAAGAGAUCUUGCUGAGCGCAGCGUUCUGUUCAAAGCAGUGUGCGAUCAGGUGGAAGACAGGGAAGCUCGUAAUUCCGUGGACGUUCAUAGAAAACUAGUCUAGUCUAGUCUAAUUUUUGUUAAAUUAAUGUUAUUUUAAAAUAAAUUAUUUGAUUUGAACAA
Messenger RNA from Plodia interpunctella (Indianmeal moth), 1542 nucleotides. Its product is annotated as leucine-rich repeat-containing protein 28-like. The transcript has 4 exons. Lineage: Eukaryota; Metazoa; Arthropoda; Insecta; Lepidoptera; Pyralidae. The record is from RefSeq and is a predicted model, not a curated record. Gene Ontology annotation, molecular function: protein binding. Bases 225 to 1478 code for a protein of 417 amino acids.